Molecule: messenger RNA, 2206 nt
Organism: Plectropomus leopardus (leopard coralgrouper)
Lineage: Eukaryota; Metazoa; Chordata; Actinopteri; Perciformes; Serranidae
Gene: stx1a
Product: syntaxin 1A (brain)
Biological process (GO): intracellular protein transport; vesicle fusion; exocytosis
Cellular component (GO): endomembrane system; SNARE complex; plasma membrane
Molecular function (GO): SNARE binding; SNAP receptor activity
Source: RefSeq, a predicted model, not a curated record
GUCACUUUUUGUCAGUGUAUCCUACAAUCUGUCCUAUUGACUGUAACGGAGCAAAGAAAACUCAGAGAGGAGGUUAAUUUCAAAAAAGAAAGAUCAAUAAGUGCGGAUUAAGGAGGAAGUUGAAGGUGUGUAAUGGGUUAACGGCGGAAGGCCUCGCCUCACCUUUAGUGCGCGUCACCGGGCUCCGUAAAGUGGUCCCACCGUCCAAACCAAAGAGGGGAAAAUCACUGCCUCGCGCCGCCGCCACACGCGCUUCUGUCGGUGUCACAUCAUCCUGUCGCCCUCCGCCACGCCGCUCCAUCACCGCGCACACCCAAAAGACACCGGGGACGGGAGGAAUAAGAGUGAUUUACCGGAACCAUGAAGGACCGCAUGCAAGAACUUAAACAUGGGAAGGAGACAGCAGAGGAGGAGGAUGAAGUCGCCGUGGGGAUGGACAAAGGCUUUAUGGAUGAAUUCUUUGAGCAGGUGGAGGAGAUCCGGGGUUUUAUCGAGUCUCUGGCAGAGAAAGUUGAGGAGGUGAAGAGGAAGCACAGCGCCAUCCUCGCUUCACCUAACCCAGAUGAGAAAACUAAGGCUGAGCUGGAGGAUCUCAUGGCAGACAUCAAGAAGUUGGCCAACAAAAUACGCUCCAAAUUAAAGAGUAUCCAGCAAACCAUUGAGCAGGAGGAAAGCCAGAACAGGUCAUCAGCUGACCUGAGGAUACGCAAGACACAGCACUCCACACUGUCCCGUAAAUUUGUCGAGGUAAUGUCAGAAUACAACACCACCCAGUCGGACUACAGGGAGCGCUGCAAGGGACGCAUUCAGAGACAGCUGGAGAUCACCGGGAGAAACACAACAAAUGAGGAGUUGGAGAGCAUGUUGGAGAGCGACAACCCGGCUAUCUUUACCUCUGGGAUCAUUAUGGACAACAUCACAGAGCAAGCCAUGAAUGAGAUCGAGACACGGCACAAUGAGAUCAUCAAGCUGGAAAACAGUAUCAGAGAGCUUCACGACAUGUUCAUGGACAUGGCCAUGCUGGUGGAAAGCCAGGGGGAAAUGAUAGACCGCAUAGAAUACAAUGUGGAGCACUCAGUAGACUAUGUGGAGAGGGCAGUAUCAGACACUAAGAAGGCGGUAAAAUACCAGAGUAAAGCCCGGAGGAAGAAAAUUAUGAUUAUUAUAUGCUGUGUGGUUCUGGGAAUUGUCAUUGCCUCAAUUGUUGGGGGAACGCUGUCCUAAACCUCUGCCAUAGCCACACUGAAAGACACCCAACAGAGCAAAAACACAACAGAUUCACAUUUUCAGUUUUUCUGUUUUCACGAAUGCAAUCUAUUACAUGUUUAGCGUGAGAGGCGUAACAUACUUUACAACACAUUUGACGCGUGGCGUACAGGGCCAGAGGAUGUUUUCGCAUGAGUUGCUAUUUUGUAAAUGUGUGGUGCUGCAAACUGCUUAUCUGAGUGUUGUCAACAAUAUGGUGUUUCCAAAAGUUAAUUCUUGAAUGAAAAAAAAGUUACUGAAUGAUAUGUAACACUAUACUAAUACAUUCCAACUUCCAAAUACAACAAUCAGUUGUAAUGUCUGUUUUGUGUUGUACAGACAAAAAUGGGCCGCUAAUCUGCAGUGUAGUCGAAGCUACGUUAUCUUUAGACCUCUGUUUGUUCACAUCUUUAUUUACUUUCUCUGAUGUCCUCUACCUCCCCUCGACAACCCUGCAUGCUUUAGUUCACUGUAAAGUGUUGUUUUUUUUAUUGCAAACGGGGGAAAAGAUAUGUUGGGUAUUUUGCUCGUAGAAUCAUCACACUGCCAAACUUUUUAAAUUUCUUGUAGUUUACGGAAGCAAUGCUACUGUACUAACCUGUGUUGAGUGUGAGCAUGUGAAAGAGGAUAUUUGUGUUUAUUUGUAGCUACAUGUCUGAACGUGCCGAGCGUGAGUUGUGGGAUGAGAACAUGAGUGCUUGUGAUUAACCACCUGUGUCUUUGGUUUGUAUAAAUUGAUAUAAAACUCUCUAACACUGCCAGUAUGUUCAAAUAAGCUGUUAAAAUGGCGUCUAGUCUGGUUGGAUUGAUAAUUCUGGUCUGUAAGUGACAAACCCUUGAUGUUUUAUGUCUUUUAUAAACCCCAAGCUUUAAACAGAGCAUAUCCCUCUGUCAUGCUACUUCACUGUUUAUUUUUAUGAGUGAACAUGAUGAGUCAUUAAGCGUCAGCAUGCACUCAAAG